Molecule: messenger RNA, 1449 nt
Organism: Carassius carassius (crucian carp)
Lineage: Eukaryota; Metazoa; Chordata; Actinopteri; Cypriniformes; Cyprinidae
Gene: spaca6
Product: sperm acrosome associated 6
Exons: 9
Coding region: 57-1067 (336 amino acids)
Biological process (GO): fusion of sperm to egg plasma membrane involved in single fertilization
Source: RefSeq, a predicted model, not a curated record
GUUGUUUAGUUUCAAACAGGUUGAGGAAUUAUAUAACAGAUCCUUGAAUAACAGAAAUGUUUACAAUGAUCGUUAAACUGUUGCUUUUCAGCUCUGUAAUUAGCACAGUUUAUAAUUGCUAUCAGUGCUUUAUUGAUGUCGAUGACAGUCUUCGUUUGUGCUGGGGCCACGUUCUCACCGAAUACAAUAUAAGGAAUGUAGACUCUUGUUUCAAAACACUCGAUCGCAUAUUCAACAAUGAAUCGAGAGUAAUUGAAGCAGGAAAAGUAGGGAGAGGCUAUGACUUGAUGCUGAAGAAUAUCUUGAUGGCUGAAAUUAUGCCUAUAGUGGAGGAAUUUGACCAGCAGAAAAAUUAUGAUACAGUUUAUGAGUCCAGGCUACAGGCAGCAGCAAACAAUUUCAUUGCUGCAGCCUCAAGGCUGCCCAGAGCAUCUGGAUGUUUCCCCCCAUGUGGUUUCCAGGUUCAAGGUGCUGUUUAUAACUGCGUGACCUGUCAGUACGACUCCUGUGAGUUCCCGCUGGAUUGCCCCGUGAAGGAAAUCAAAGUAAAUGAGAACAACAGGACUCAGAUGUGGUGUAAUGUCCCUUUCCUGCUUCCCACAGAUGCAGAGAUAGUCUGGAGAUAUUCAAUGGAGAGAACGGUGUUGAUGGAUCGGUUUGAUGAGGUCACGGUUGGAGUGGAUCCACUUUACUUCAUCCCCUCUGCUCGGCCAGAGCACUCAGGCACCUACCAGUGUGAAAUAUUCUCCCAGGAGCACUCACUCGUCCGUAUCUACUACUAUCUCACUGUCCCUAUGGCACAGAUAGGCCAUGCAGAAUUACAGGGUGUCUUUGAACAGGCUCUCCUCCCAGGAGGCCGAUUCCCUCCCCUGUCCUCUACAGAUCCAUUUACCUUAUGGCUGCCCAGUCCUGCGCUUGUCACCACCUGUCUGACUGCAAUGCUUCUGCUGGUCUUCUGUAGUCUAGGGGCACUAUAUUGGUUAUCUUAUCAGACUGGGAACAAUGAGUCUGAUCCAGCCCAGGAAACAAAACUCACAGAAAAGAAGAAAUAUUUGAUUCACUGCUAACAACAGAAAUGCAAUAAAAUAUUAAGGCACAACUUGUUUCCCCCGUAAGCAUUUAUUUCUAUUUGAUUUUGGACCAGAUUAUUAAAGACUAAUUGAAAUAUUAUUUUAUAGAUGUCAGCUUUUGAAAAUGAAGAGGAGAACAUGUGAGAGCCAGUGAAUCUGAGUUUAUGAGUGAGGCUGUGCCCACUACAUCAAGUUAUAAAGCCUCUUUUAUAAUACUAAAUAUAGCCAGACGUGACUCAAGGCGUUUCUCCUUUUAAAGUCUUUACUCAAUGUUUUGCUGCUGUUGUCCCAACAACCCAUUACAAGGGAAAUAUUUUAUUGUACAGGGAAUUGCAACUUUCCGUAAUCUUUGUUGGGACGAUGUGUAUUUUAGAGCUGC